[Torrubiella] hemipterigena is the source of this 3533-nucleotide messenger RNA. Lineage: Eukaryota; Fungi; Ascomycota; Sordariomycetes; Hypocreales; Clavicipitaceae. The record is from the annotation of a GenBank genome assembly.
ACCUCACAAGCAAAGUUUCUGCAGAAAUGUAUGAUUCAAAAGUAUCUUUUACGCUAGACACGAUAUGUCCCUGGACCUUUAUCGCAAAGAAGCGUCUCGACCAAGCUCUUGAGCAAGUGCGUGCUUCUGAGGCAGGCUCCAAAUGUAAAUUCACAUUGCAUUUUGAGCCUUACCAGCUUCAUCCCGACUUUGUCGAAACCGAGAAUAAAGAUGCCUGGUACCUGCAAAACAAACACAUGGGUAAUCCCGAGGCGCAGAAGAUCUUCCAGGAACACAUGAACGGGCUCGUGGAACCACUGGGCACAAGGUUUAACUUUGGGGGCGAUAUGGGGAACACGGUUCAUGCUCAUCGCGUCAUUCAACACUUCCAAGAAAAGAAGGGGCCCGAGGUUGCCAAUAAACUAAUUGACGGCUUGUACCGGCGCUACUUUACCGAAGCUAAGCACCCUGCCGCUGAUUCCACCCUCAUUGGAGCUUGCGUGGAAGCCGGUAUUGACGAAGCUGAAGCUAAGAAAUUUGUGGAAGCUAAGGAUGAGGGUCUGCGUGAUGUCAAGAGCAAGAUUCGCAUGAUUUCUAUGGAUGUGGACGCAGUGCCUGUCGUCAUAGUUGAGGGAAAGCGACGAGACAUUACAUUGACAGGAGCCAAGGAGGUGGCAGAUUACGUCAAGACAUUGGAGACGAUUGCGAAAGAGAGCGGGUAAUUAACAGAUUGAUAUCAGUAAAAGAGUACAUUGAAGAAAUAAUAUAAAAAAGGGUCAUAAGUAUUGGCAUAAAAGAUGAAGAAUGACGUAGCAUCAUCAGGUCCAUAAAAAAGGGUCGUAACAUAACACAUUCAAGAAGCGUGUAAUAAAAUCAUGAUUGUCAUGACGUGCUUAGCCGCGAGCAAACAUGAGCGGAACUAGCAUGCUUGUUCUCGAGUUCAUGGAGUAUGUAUCCUCCAAUACCUCAUCACUGCAGCGUCCAGACAUGAAGUCGCGAUUGGCCAUGGACCUGCAAGCAGCAACGGCACCAGCAUCGGAUAUCUUGUCACCUUUGACGUUCUUCUUGACCGAGAAUUCACGGCCAAGCUUAUUGAUGACGGCUUCCUUGGCCCUUUGGAGAGCCGAACCUCGCGCCUCAGCGUCCUCCGCCAUCAUGCGGUGCGCCUCCUCCUGCUCAAUGUUUCGCUGGACUGAAGAGAUACCCUUGAUUCCAUUGAAUGGAUUCUUGGGAUCGUAAACAGCAGGCUGUAAGAGCACGGGCUGAGGAUCGUCAACGAGGAUCGGAGACGAGAUGUUGGCAUCGGGAAUGGGGAUGGGAGCCGAUACCACCUCUGGGAUAGUAGAGACAGAAGGCUUGCGGUAGCGGGGAGACCCGGAGCGAUUGGAGAGGACUGCGCUAGGGGAAGGAGGUGAACGUGGCAUGCUUUCCUCUCUGCUGCUGUAUGAGCCACGCGACGGUCUUGUAGGCGUAGUGGGGGCAGCUGUUGAAGGAGAGCGUUUAGGUGUGACUGGCCGAUCUGAGUGGCUGGAUUUGGGGGUGACAGGGCGCUCAGAGCGGCAGGACUUGGGAGUCACAGGACGUUCAUCGCCAGAUGUCUUGUCAUGAUGCUCAUCUGGGCGUCUUAGUCUGCGGCGCUUGCCUCGCUUCUUCUUCAGCGUGGUGCUGAAGCUAAGCGUAGACUGCCUUGAUACGGAAGCAUCGCAUGGGAAGUCGCCCACAGACUCAUUACCAAAGCCGAACGGAAAACCGCCGAUAUCGUGUUCGAAGAGCUCUCUGCCUACGGCACUGACAGCGGCACUGGGACUGGGAAGCUCAUCGUCGCUGCUGACUGGUCCGCAGUCGUAGGAAUUGAUGCGGCUGCUGCGUGACCAAGUGCGGUCAUUGUCCACAGGAGCCAGUGCAUCUUCCCAGGCAGCGUUGUUGCCAAGAUAGACAUUGUCAAAGUCAAACUCUUUGACUGUGUCGCGGUGCGAGGCAAUCAGGUCCUUUAGCUGGCAUGCGUUCAUGACGGCAUUGCGGAUCUGUAAGUGUCGAAGGUUGGGGAUGCGGAUGGGAGAGCGCGCAGGGCGGCAUGGAAGAGGGGACAUGGGUGAAGUGACCUCGUGGAAGAGCUUCUUGGACGCGCGAGGGGGAGCAAAGAGCGGAUCGGCAAACAAUGCAAUGGGGCAAGGACCGCGGCCACCCAGCCAAGUAAAUGACAGCUUCUCUAGUGUGGGGGACAGAGUGCGGAUGUAGUCGUCGAUGAUCUUGAGAUGAUCGAGACCAGGGGACGGGCCGUAAAAGUCCCACGACUCAAUAGCCAUGUGAAGCUUGCGAAUCUGCUUCCAGCGGCGCCCGGCAGACGGGACGCUCCCAAAGCCAGUUACAUGGCGGAGGUAGUUAAGUGCCGAGGGGUGCAGGGAAAGGGACAGCUUGUGCAGUUUGGUCAAUGGGGCCCUCUCGACAGCGAUGCGCAGGCUAAUGAGCGCAUAGUCGACAAUAUCGCGCCUGUACCGCUCCGCUGGGUUCUGGCCCGGGCAGCGCACCGUCAAGUGUCGCAGAUUAGGCAUGUUGGUCAUUGCAUGGAUGAAACUGGGAACAUUGGUAGCGGCAUGGAACAGCGGGGGAUACUGCUGUGUCAAGAUGUCGCCCAGCUCCGAGUUUGCAUACUUUGGCCGUGUAAGCGCUGAGUCCAUGCUCGUGUGCGGCGUGUAGAGGAAGCAGAUUUCCUCGCCAGUGGCCGGGUGGACCAGCGGCGGGAGGAAAGUAGAGUCAGAGUGGGAGAAGUGAAAGGUAAGAUGUUCGACAUGCUGGCCCACGCGGGAUAGCGCAGCCAGACGGCUCUGCUUGGUGAAUGUGCUGGCUGUGAAGGUGACAGUGAUGCGUGUGAAGAGGGGCUUGGUGAGGAGAUUGCAGCAUGCCGACGAGGCGCGGCGCAAAGAGCACAGAUCGGCUGUAGAUAGGUGUGGGAAGAGGUGGUCUUGGAUGUUUUGGCUGCGCAAGGCUGCCACCAGCAGCUGGGCUGUGGACGACGACAUGGCCAAUGCCGCGCCGCCUUGCACGGAUAGAGUUUCAAGAACCGAGAGUUGAAACUCUCAAUGCGGGAAUGAAACGAGUAAAAGAGACUAUGCGCAGGGGCAGGUAAGUGAGUUUGUAGGCAAAAUAAAGCAAAAGCUGUCGUGUGGUUGAUUGAUGUUGAACGUAUGAAGCAAUGAAAGUGUACGAAAGUAUGCAAAGUGUUGAUUGAUGCCUGACGAUAUCAAGUCUGAUGUAGAAAAUAGGAAUCAAGGCCGCCAGAAUAGGCCAGCAGCGGACCAAUCCCAGUAUAUAUCUGGCACCUGGGCUGCCUCUGGUCCUUGCAACUGAUCGCGCAGUAGCAGCGGGAUGUCCUCCUGUCCAUCCAUCGCUUACCUGUCUGUCCCAGCCACACCCCAACCCACACGAAGCCGCCCAGCUGUAGUUACAAUGCUGAGAAACAAAAUUCUCCUGGCUUCCCCCCGCUCCCGUGCGUCGUCCCCUGGCGCAGCUUGUCGAUGGCGCCCGCGCAGCCAAUGGUCGGUGAGUCACGUCAC